AUGUUACAUCCUAAUUCAAUGGCCGAACCAGGACCAUCGCUUUCAGUUCCAAGAGGGGCAGUAACCCAGGAGGAUAGAGAAGAUGCACACGAACACAUCCAAUUUCUUUUGCAAGAAACAAGAAAGGGUCGCCGAGCUAAAAUGAAACAUGAAUACAUCCAUGAACCGACAAAAACUCUCAUUCUAUCGUGGAAAAUGGAUGAGUGGGAUUACAAAAAAGAUCGCGCGUUAACAAGUGCGAGGGGGUUGUUUACUAGAGUAGCUGAGGAUGGAAUGCACGAGAUUGUGAUCAGAGGUUAUGAUAAAUUCUUUAACAUUGAUGAAGUUUCCAAGACCAGGUGGGAAAAUAUAAAAGAAAAUACUAUUCCUCCAUAUGAAUUAAUCGUCAAAGAGAAUGGAUGCAUUAUAUUUAUUAGCGGACUACCAAAUGGCCAGAUCCUAGUUACCAGCAAACAUUCUAUGGGUAUCAGAAUUGAUGCGACGGUUAGCCAUGCUGAGAAAGGUCGUGAAUGGCUAGAGAAACAUCUACAAAAAGCACACAAAAAAAAGGAAGACCUUGCUAGGUAUCUUUAUGAAAACAAGCUCACAGCCGUAGCAGAGCUCUGUGACGACACAUUUGAAGAACAUGUUUUGCCAUAUACCGGGGAUGACAGCGGAUUGCGUUUACAUGGCGUUAAUUACAAUACCAAAGAUCUUAGAACAUGGCCAAGCAAGCAAGUAAUUGAAUUUGCCAAAGAGUGGGGUUUCCUUGAAGUCAAGUACUAUGUCAAACAAAGUGCAGAGGAAGCCAAACAGUUCACUGAUGAGGUCAGACGUGAUGGCGUAUUAGAUAACAUGCCAAUUGAAGGCUUUGUGGUGAGAACAAAAUUGAAGAAUGGUGAAAAGGACUUUUUCUUCAAAGUCAAAUAUGACGAUCCCUAUUUGAUGUAUAGGGAAUGGAGAGAGAUAACGAAAAAGCUACUUAAUCCGAAAAAAGCAAAGAGGCCAAAACCAACAUUUGAAUUGAGCAGGGAUUAUAUUGUGUGGGUGGAAAACAAGAUAAAGACCGAACCAGAACUAUUUAAGGAAUACAUGAAGAAUAAAGGUAUUUUUAAAGUGAGAGAUUUAUUCUUGGAGUCUCGCAACUUGCAAUCUAGUCCACAGAUAAGUGAUAAAGCGACGGAGCGGGGAGAACGUCGUUUUGACAAAACUUUGAUAAUGCCAGUGGGAACUGUUGGUUGUGGGAAAACUAGCCUUGGUCUGGCUUUGGCGCGUCUGUUUGGGUUUAGUCAUGUUCAAAACGAUAAUGUCACUGGAAAGGAGACAAGAUCGAAAUUCCACAAAGCAAUCUUGAGAGAGUUUGAGACAAAUGAAGUUGUCAUAGCGGACAGGAAUAAUCAUAUUCUUAAAUUGAGAGAGACGCUCAUCGAUGCAGUGCGAGUACGGUAUCCAAAUGUUCACAUUAUUGCAAUCACCUGGACUUACCCUUCAAAAGACGAAGUUUUCCGGAUAACUGCUGAAAGAGUCUACAACCGGGGCACAAAUCACCAGUCGCUUACAACAGAUAAUGCAGGAUACGAGAAAGUUAUCAGAACGUUUUUAAAUACAUUCCAAUCGAUAAAUACUGAUAGGAAACCCGACAGCCUGAUCGAAGAUAUUAUACAAGUUGAGAUUGCAUCCGACAUAAAGACAAGUCUACUAACUGUCAUAGAUAAACUGAAACCUUCACUUGACUUGAAGAAUCCAAGCGAUGAAGACAUAGAGAACGCGUUAGAAGCUGUCAGAAAUUACAAGCCAACUGUUAAGAAGGCGAUCAAAAAGUCAAAGCCGUUUUAUUAUGCUAUACCAAUCCGAGAUGAUUUAGAGGGCUUUCUCAGGGACUAUUUCUCAACACAUCCGGAUGUCGAUUCUAAAUUGUUUAACGACAUGGUCGAGUCUUCUCGCAUUUUCAAGGCAUUUCACAUAACUCUUUGCCACAAGGAGGAUUUAAAGGCCAAUCAAUCAUUUAGAUCUCAUUGGGAUCGCUUGAAUGAUCAGGUUAAUGUUGAGGUGCAGGUCACAGUGGAUAAGUUGGUCUUUGACUCUGAGGUUAUGACGCUUACCGUUAAAGAUAUUUCUCCUCAAAAUAUCCCAUGUGUAAACAAGCAUCCCCAUAUAACGAUUGGAACUAUCAGAUCUGAAGUCAAACCGUACAAAACUGUUAAAUUGUUGGACAAGUCGUUUAGUAAUCAGAGACCAGAUGGGGUUACCAUAAUAGAUUUGGGAGAUCAAUCUUUAACAUUGGAUGGGCACGUUCAGGCGGUAUUCACUAUGUAG
Messenger RNA from Paraglomus brasilianum, 2295 nucleotides. The record is from the annotation of a GenBank genome assembly. NCBI's taxonomy places the organism in Eukaryota, Fungi, Glomeromycota, Glomeromycetes, Paraglomerales, Paraglomeraceae.